Molecule: messenger RNA, 1212 nt
Organism: Aspergillus oryzae RIB40
Lineage: Eukaryota; Fungi; Ascomycota; Eurotiomycetes; Eurotiales; Aspergillaceae
Product: rRNA-processing protein LAS1
Exons: 5
Coding region: 1-1212 (403 amino acids)
Biological process (GO): maturation of LSU-rRNA; maturation of 5.8S rRNA
Cellular component (GO): preribosome, large subunit precursor; Las1 complex
Molecular function (GO): endonuclease activity
Source: RefSeq, a predicted model, not a curated record
AUGUCAAAAGUAAUAUUUACACCAUGGAAAGAACAAUCGGAAUUGCAAUCGGUGCGGAAUCAAUUCUACCCUCCGCCGACGUACGAUGGACCAGACAUGCGGUCUAGAGCUUGCGCUACGGUUGCGGCUUGGAAGUUGAGGGGCAAUUUGCCCCAUCCCGUGGAGGCUACGGCUUUGCUAACGGAUGCUAUUUUGCAUGAUGAUGCGAAGAAAAACUCGAUCUUUUCGAUACGGGCGACGUAUUCGGCAGCUUUUUGUCGGUUCGUAACGGGUCUCGUAGACUCUAAACUCCAUGGCCAACGCAAGACCAUGUUCCAGCGUGCCAUUGACCUAGGCUUACCUGCCUCAUUCGUCGAGUUGCGACAUGAAGCAACUCAUCGUGAACUGCCGUCGUUGACGGUCCUGCGGAAUGCCGCGCAACGGUCCCUUGAAUGGCUCUGGGAUUACUACUGGGCCAAGAUUGAUCUGGACGCUGGUUUUGCACCGGACGGUGUCGAGGAUGACAUCGAGCCUGUUAAGGCUGCUGCCAGGGCUUGCCUGGCACAAGUGACAGGUGAGACGGGUGCGUCGGAACCGCCGCGGAAGAAGAGGAGGGUUCAGGUUUUGUCUGGUGUUGCGACGCAGUUGGUUUCGGUCUGUAAGAGCUCUGGGAAGGGCGCUGCUGCUGUUUCGGAGGUUUUGGUCGAGGAUGAGGUUUUGGUUUCUGGAGAGAGGAAGCUUGGGACCUCUUUGGAUGAUGAGUUUUCUAGGUGGGAUUAUUUCUUGCAGGUCAUCGUUGAGGGAUAUCCUGCUUUCCUGACAGGACUCGUGGAGGCUAUGGUCGAUGUGCUGGCGUUUGCUAGAUCAGCUACGAAGGAGGAUGCUCAUUGUGAAGGAGUUUAUAUGUGGCUGGACCAUAUUCUAUGCUCAUCACAAUGGGAGUCUAAGAGGCGGUUGCUCUCGUUUGCCUAUGCUCUCUCUGCCUGUGAGCAGAACUCGAAUCACUGGACGGAUAUGCUCAAGGAGAGGAUACAGGAAGUGGACAACGACUUGUCUAGUAGCCCAGGGGGUCAAGGAGAGCUAUCUGGAAAAGAUAAAAAUGCACCCCAAAGCCUACACACAGGGACAAGCCAUGAUUUGGAUAGCUUGAAGAACAUGGGAUGGGAGGUCGUAGAUACAUGGGAUAGUCGACCGUUAGUUUGUCUGUUUGGAGUCAACUACCAUCAUCUAUAA